Molecule: messenger RNA, 348 nt
Organism: Carlito syrichta (Philippine tarsier)
Lineage: Eukaryota; Metazoa; Chordata; Mammalia; Primates; Tarsiidae
Gene: PI3
Product: peptidase inhibitor 3
Exons: 2
Coding region: 1-348 (115 amino acids)
Biological process (GO): innate immune response; copulation; antibacterial humoral response
Cellular component (GO): extracellular region
Molecular function (GO): peptidase inhibitor activity
Source: RefSeq, a predicted model, not a curated record
AUGAGGACCAGCAGCUUCUUUGUCCUGGUGGUGUUCCUCAUCCUUGGGAUUCUGGCUGCAGAUGCAGCUGGCAUAGGAGUUCCUGUUAAAGGUCAAGACAAUGUCAAAGGUCUGUUCAGUGGACAAGAUCCUGUUAAAGGAAAAGUUUCCAUUAAAGGUCAAGAUCCAGUCAAAGGACAAGGUCCAAUCAAAGGUCCAGUUUCCACCAAGCCUGGUGUCUGCCCUCAGAUUCAGAUCCGGUGUGCCAUGAUGAAUCCUCCUAACCACUGUUUGAGUGAUGCUGAGUGCCCAGGGGCCAAGAAGUGCUGUGUGGGCUCUUGUGGACGCAUCUGUGUUGUCCCCCUGUGA